CAUUGUUAGAAAAAGGUCCUGUUAUAACCUAGAGAAACUUCUGAAUGUGAAGUGUGAAGGAUCGAAAAGGCGCGCAGUCCGAGAGAGACAGAAUGGGGAGUGAAGAAGAGAGCACAGUGAAGGAGCCGCUGGAUCUCAUCAGGCUCAGCCUCGACGAGAGAAUUUACGUCAAGCUCCGUUCCGACCGUGAACUCCGCGGAAAACUUCAUGCUUAUGAUCAGCAUCUUAAUAUGAUUCUUGGUGAUGUUGAAGAAAUUGUGACAACUGUUGAGAUUGAUGAUGAAACAUAUGAGGAGAUAGUUAGGACUACAAAACGGACCAUUCCUUUCCUUUUUGUUCGUGGAGAUGGUGUAAUACUGGUGUCCCCUCCUCUGCGGACUGCAUGAUUGACCAAAGAAAUGGUAUUGCUGUGGUAGUGCGAAUGAUGUACUAUUUCAAAAGGAACUUAGGCUCGCUAGCUUUUGGCUUGUUCAAAAGUGUUACUGUGGAUAUUAUGAUCUGUUGGAACGAGUAUUAUUUGUGUAACAGUAAAGUGCACCCUUUAUUACAACUUAAAAUGCCCUAGUAUUACAGUACAAAUUUGAACUUA
Molecule: messenger RNA, 589 nt
Organism: Ipomoea triloba (trilobed morning glory)
Lineage: Eukaryota; Viridiplantae; Streptophyta; Magnoliopsida; Solanales; Convolvulaceae
Product: sm-like protein LSM3B
Exons: 3
Coding region: 93-386 (97 amino acids)
Biological process (GO): P-body assembly; mRNA splicing, via spliceosome
Cellular component (GO): catalytic step 2 spliceosome; U4/U6 x U5 tri-snRNP complex; precatalytic spliceosome
Molecular function (GO): RNA binding
Source: RefSeq, a predicted model, not a curated record